UUCUUUAUUUUUAUUUUAAAAUCCUGCUUUUGAAGGUAUGUAAUUUUGAUGAUUUUCCAAUGCAGUAGCGUCAGGCAUGGAUGAAGAUCAACACGCAAAUUCAGGUCCUUCUAACAAAUCACCAAAUCAAGUGCCCCAAAAGCAAAAAAAAAGCCAAGAGGCCCUACAAAAGGAAUAAAAUCCAUGCCCGGGGUUCCAAGAAUAAUUGAAUGGGAUCACUUGGACCGACCCACAGGGAAAUGGGCAACGGAUUACAAGAAUCACAUUGGCGAGAUAAGUCGCGCAAAGGUUUCAAUAUUGAUCAGAACCUGGGAAGAUGUUUCACAAGGAAUAAAAGACACUUUGUGGGAAGACGUCAAGAGAGAAUUUCAUAUCACAGAUGAAACUAAGAAAGAAGUUGUCUUAAAGAGUUGUGAUAAGCGUUGGAGGGAAUUCAAAUCAAGAUUGACGACUGGUUGGAUCCGGGGUACAAGAAAAAGGCCAAAAGAUGAAAAGAUGCCAUAUGAUUUGUAUAGUUAUAUAACUAAGGAUAUAUGGAAGGAAUUUGUGAAGAUACGUACCUCCGAAGAAGCUGAGGAAAUAAGUGAGAAAGCAAGACAAAGUCAAUCAUUCAACAUAUAUCCUCAUCAUAUGGGACAGAAAUCAUAUGCUGAAAUGACAAGUGAAUGGCAGAGAAAAGGGUACAUUCCCUCAGUUUCUUCGACAUCUGAAGGUUCCUCUGCGUCUACAAUUUCUUCAAGUUUGCCGAGUAGGACAUGUUUAUGGCUUCUUGCAAGAUCGGUACCAGAUGAGAAAGGAAAUCCUUACUUGCCGGAUCAGGGCACACAAAAGGUCAAAGAAAAUAUUGAUGAAUGGAAAAGGAAACAAGAUGAAGGGGAAUUUUUUCCCAAAAGUGCACGAGAUGAUGUCUUAUCUCGUGCACUUGGUAAGACUAAAGAAGGGAGACCACUAACAUUUGGUGGUGGAGUAGGCAUCAAAGUUGUGUGGGGGACCGGAGAGCGGCGUAGCUUUCGACGGUAUGGAGAUGCGGAGAUGGAGGAAAUGGAAGCAAGAGUGACCAAAAGGGUCAAAGAUGAGACAAUACAAGAGAUGAACUCCAAGAUGGAUGCCAUGGUCAUGGAGAAAUUUAUCACAUUUGCUAAAGAACUUGGUGUCCAAAUACCAAGCCAUAUGAGGAUAGACGCAAAUGUUCAUAGUAGUUGUCGUUCCGGGGGUUUAGAUCCAUUUGCCGACAUUACGGAACCUGUCCCGUGCCAUCUAUACCUGAACAUAGGCUCGGAGAAAGUCUUUGUUGCCUAUGGUACCAUAUGUCCAGAGUUGCUCCUUGAUCACCACAACGACGUCACGUCCGAUAACGUGAAAGUGAGCGUUGAUGAUUUUGAGCCCGCGUACAAAGAAGCUCCCGUCCCCGUGCCUUCUCAAUAUAUUAAGAAACUUGCUCAAGCUCAUGGUACCUUCACUCAGUGGCCAAAGCAGUUGGUGUCGCUUAUGAAUGAGGAGGUAACUAACAUAUGCAUGAUAAUUUGAAGUAGAACUAUUAUA
Spinacia oleracea (spinach) is the source of this 1542-nucleotide messenger RNA. RefSeq lists its product as uncharacterized. The transcript has 5 exons. The coding region runs from base 184 to 1527 and encodes 447 amino acids. Lineage: Eukaryota; Viridiplantae; Streptophyta; Magnoliopsida; Caryophyllales; Amaranthaceae. The record is from RefSeq and is a predicted model, not a curated record.